GGCGCGCGGCAGGAGGCGACCCCCUUCGGCACGGGCCAGGCCGCGGGCCGUGAGAAGGUCAACAACGGCACGCGCGGGCACCGCCGGUGGUGCCGCGGCAGGCGCCCGCGAGGGGAAAGCUCGACCGCCAGCGCUCCACGCCCACGAUCCCCACGCGCAUGGAGACGUCGCUGGUCCCCGGCUCGCGCGAGGCUCUCGGCUUCGGCUCCAAGUCGGCGCGCCUGGACGACGUGGUCACCGAGACGGACGGGCCAGGGCCCGGGGACUACCGGGGGCAGCAGUCCUUCGUGACGGAGUCGUCGGAGAACCCCAGCUGGGGAAAGCGCGGCAUGGGCGGCUUCGCCUCCCGCAGCGUGCGCUUCGGCGCGCGCUCCACGCCGUGCCUGCCGCGGCCCGGGCGCGGGGUCCCUGGCCCGGGCGCCUACGACUCGCAGGUCGCCCCGAGCGACUCGAUGCAAUCCAAGUCGUCCGCGGCCUUCCUCGGCAGCGGGCGCCCAGGUGCCGCCGCCCUGCGGCAGAGCUCCAAGGCGCCCGGGCCCGGCGACUACGACGUGGACGCCCGGGCCGGCCGCGCGCACUACCCGUCCUGCCGCAGCGCGUUCAGCUCGGAGACGAGGCGCAUCUCUGGCGGCAGCGCGGGCGCGGCUAGCGUGCCAGGCCCGGGCGAGUACCGGGUGGACGUGCCGCAGAGCCUGGCCAUGCAGGCCGCCGCCAUGCAGGAGAGCGCCAUCUUCAGCAAGCCCUCCCAGCGGCGGAUCGCCCGCGUGCACCGUGACCUGCCCGCCGUGGGCGACAGG
Prorocentrum cordatum is the source of this 797-nucleotide messenger RNA. The record is from the annotation of a GenBank genome assembly. Lineage: Eukaryota; Dinophyceae; Prorocentrales; Prorocentraceae.